UGCGUUGCCGGCACAGAGGACUGGCAAAGGGUGAACACUGAGAUCCCUGUGAAGUCUCCUCGCUUUGCAGUUUUUGAUUUGGCUGAAGGCAAAUCCUACUGCUUCCGAGUUCGCUGUUGCAAUUCAGCUGGAAUCGGUGAACCUUCAGAAGCAACUGAAGCCACUGUGGUGGAUGACAAACUUGAUAUUCCCAAAGCUCCUGGGCGUAUUAUGCCAACUAGGAAUACAGAUACCUCAGUUGUUGUCACUUGGACAGAGCCCCCAGAUGCCAAGGAGCUGGUUGGGUACUACAUUGAGUCAAGUGUAGUUGGAUCUGGUCGUUGGGAACCAUGCAACAACAAUCCAGUGAAAGGCACAAGAUUCAUUUGCCAUGGGCUUGUCACUGGUGAGAAGUACAUUUUCAGAGUCAGAGCUGUUAAUGCAGCAGGACUCAGUGAAUUUUCACAGGAUUCGGAGCCUAUAGAAGUGCAAGCAGCCAUUGCUGCUCCAUCUCCACCUUAUGACAUCAUGGUACUUGAGAGUGUUCGUGACUCGAUGGUAUUAGGAUGGAAACAACCUAAAGCCACUGGUGGAACUGAAAUUACCGGCUACUAUGUGAACUAUCGUGAAGUGGUUGAUGGAGUUCCUGGGAAAUGGAUGGAGGCCAACAUCAAGGCCAUUAGUGAGAGGGCAUACAGGAUUCAAAACCUGAAGGAAAACAUGGUGUACCAGUUCCAGGUGGCUGCUGCUAACCUGGCUGGAGUUGGGACACCCUCCCUACCCAGCCAGCCCUUCAAAUGUGAAGAGUGGACCAUUGCUGUACCUGGGCCACCCCAUGAUGUCACAUGCACAGAAGUUAGGAAGGACUCUUUGGUUUUACUAUGGAAGAAACCAGUUUAUACUGGUCGUAGUCCCAUAGCUGGUUAUUAUGUUGAUAUGAAGGAAGCUAAAGCAAAGGAGGAACAUUGGAGAAGUGUCAAUGAGAAACCACUUCAAAAGAAAUUCUUGAAGAUAGGUGGUCUAAAAGAAGGUAUGAGCUAUGUGUUUCGUGUGCGAGCAACAAACCAAGCUGGCGUUGGGAAACCAUCAGAUGUCACGGAACCUGUCGUAGCUGAAACACGACCAG
Molecule: messenger RNA, 1105 nt
Organism: Pelecanus crispus (Dalmatian pelican)
Lineage: Eukaryota; Metazoa; Chordata; Aves; Pelecaniformes; Pelecanidae
Source: RefSeq, a predicted model, not a curated record